This is a messenger RNA of Prorocentrum cordatum, 852 nucleotides long. Lineage: Eukaryota; Dinophyceae; Prorocentrales; Prorocentraceae. The record is from the annotation of a GenBank genome assembly.
AUGCAUGAUACGCUGGAUCGAAGAUACUGGGGCGCAUGCAAAGGACGAUCGGCGAUAGACUGCGCAUGGGCUCAAGCAGUGCGUUCAGAAUCUGAUCAGAUGACGCACAGAUAUGGUAUUGUUUUCAUUGCUGGCUGGUCUAAGUACUACGAGACCAUCCCUCUGGAAGUUCUGAAAAUGAAGUUUCUUCGUCAUGGAGCGCCCACGUGCUGGCUCGAACUGGUGUUCAAUAUGUGGCUGAGCCCCAGAGUGAUCAGACUCGGCCGACAUCACUCAGAUGAAGUUCUCUGUGCUCGGCUUGGAUCACCAGCUGGCGAUGCUUACGCUGACUUAGCCGUCAAAGUCAACACCGUGGACGCUUUUGACAUGAUGAUAACUAAGUCGCCGACGAUAGAUUUCCAUACUUACAUUGACGAUUCAGGCCUCCACAAUUCUUCUUCCGAUUUCGACAUAGCGAAAGGUACGGCAGUGGAGGGCAUUCAGCAUUUCUUCGAGGCCAGCAGGCAGAUCAACGCCACCCUGAACGCCGAGAAGCUCGCGAUCAUCUCGACGCACCCGGCCUUGGCUGCAGCCGUGUGUGACGAGCUCGAGCUUCCGAGGUCGGUGAUCAAGCCCAGUGUGUCCUACCUGGGUGUGGACGAGUCUGCUGGUGCAGUUCGGCGACGACAACGAGUGCGACUGAAGCAGCAGUCGAGGUUUGUUGCGAUGAGAAAAAGGAUCCGAAAGGUGCGAACCAUGAGGAAAGGGUUCAAAGGUCCCAAGGAGAUCCCACUCAGGAAGAUAAAUCUGCGCUGCCGUGCCCGUUGGUUUCGUACGAGGUGGACGUCUUGGAUCAGCACGGCAACGCACUAG